UAACCACCGAUAGUUUUUAAAUAGUAGUGCACCAUUCUAUGUUAAACAUAUCCAUAAAUGGAAACCGGUAAUCAGUUUGUGAAUGCGACAUACAUCAAUGUAUAAAAGUUGUUCUUUGACGAGAAAGCGAUCGAUGAAAAACUGUCAGCAACGUGCGGGUGGUUGAAAGCACUUAUUUUUGUCGAAUGAUUCCUUCAGUUACCUAACCUUAUAAUGUCAUAUUAAUCUGAAACCUUUCACUUGCUAAUUUCACAUUCAUGAUUGUGACACUUCAUUUAAGUUGCCGGCUGAUAGCGAAUAAACAAAAACGUGUGAUUACUAAUAAACCGUUCGAGCAGUCUUUUAUGAGAUGAACAAAAAUGAGUCGACAAGUAGAUAUGGACCCCUCGUCGGUGCAAUCGAUGAAGGGACAAGUAGUGCUAGAUUUUUGGUUUUUGCUGCGGAUACUGCCGAAGUAUUAACAUAUCAUCAAGUCUCGAUAUCACAAUCAUGUCCAAAAGAAGGAUGGGUCGAACAAGAUCCUAUAGAAAUAUUACAAGCAGUCAGGGAAUGUCUUAAUCAGACUAUAUUUAAUUUGAGGCAACUUACCAUUGAUCCUAGUGAUAUAGUUGCAGUUGGUAUAACAAACCAAAGAGAAACUACAAUUGUAUGGGACUCUAUUACUGGAGAACCAUUAUACAAUGCUAUUGUAUGGAUGGAUAUGAGAACGACUUCAAUUGUAGAUGACAUAUUGAAAAAGAUACGUAAUCAAAAUAAAAAUUAUUUGAAACCACUUUGUGGCUUACCGAUUAGUCCAUAUUUUAGUGCUUUAAAAUUAAAAUGGUUACUAGAAAAUGUGCCUCGUGUUCGUGAGGCUCUAGACCAAAAGCGUUGUCUGUUUGGUACAAUUGAUUCUUGGUUAAUUUGGAACUUAACUGGAGGGACAAGUUUUGGUGUUCACGCCACUGAUGUUACAAAUGCUUCGAGGACGAUGUUAAUGAAUAUUACAACUUUAAAAUGGGAUCCAACAUUGUUAUCAUUUUUUAAUAUACCUCCAGAAAUUUUACCUGAAAUCCGUAGUUCGUCAGAAAUAUAUGGAUAUAUACAAGAUGAUAUUUUAUCAGGAGUACCAAUAUCAGGAUGUUUAGGUGAUCAGCAGUCAGCGUUGGUAGGUCAAAUGUGUUUACAAAAAGGACACGCAAAAAGCACUUAUGGCACAGGUUGUUUUCUCUUAUACAACACUGGAACUGCUAUUGUAGAUUCGUCUCAUGGAUUAUUGACAACAGUCGCCUAUCAGUUAGGACCACAAGCAACACCGGUAUAUGCUCUUGAGGGAUCAGUAGCUAUAGCUGGUGCUGUUAUUCAAUGGCUGAAAGAUAACCUUGGUAUACUGUCUGAUGUGAAAGAGUCUGAAUCCCUUGUUGAACAAAUUCCUACUGAUAAUCGCGUUACAUUUGUGCCUGCAUUUGCUGGAUUAUAUGCUCCAUAUUGGAGAAAAGAUGCAAGAAGUGUUAUAUGUGGAAUUACUGAAGACACUAAUAGUACACAUAUUAUAAAGGCAGCUUUGCAAGCCGUUUGUUUUCAGACAAGAGACAUUUUAGAAGCUAUGAAAGAGGACACAGGUUUAAUUUUAUCUAAAUUGUUGGUAGAUGGUGCUAUGACUACCAAUAAUUUGUUAAUGCAAAUGCAAGCAGACAUUUGUGGAAUUCCAGUUGUGAGGCCUUUAAUGUGUGAAACUACUGCACUUGGAGUUGCAAUUGCUGCAGGAAAUGCAGAUGGUAUACGUAAAUGGGAUGUGAAAAUAGACGCCGCUGUACCAAGCGAUACCUUUCUACCUUCGAUAACUGAGAAUGAACGAGAUAUAUUAUAUUCUCAAUGGAAAAUGGCUAUCGAUCGUAGCUUAGGUUGGGAACCAGUAACUGAUACCAACGACAAUACAAAGAAUAUCCACAAAGCAACUGCUCCUGGUAUUUUUGUGAUAAGUACGAUACUUUUGCUUAUGAUUGCCAAGUAUCAUUCUAUGUUAUGACUGAAUGAGUACAAUACUAUGUACUGUAUUUGUCUCAGAUUAUGCAUUUAGGCAGGUCCUGUUUGCUAAUAAAUAUUUGAACUAUUAUUUGAUAUUAACUAUACUGGUCAUAUUAAACCUUGUAAGUAUGAAGAAUGAACUAAAGAACAAAUACAAAUAACAGUGCCAUAA
Messenger RNA from Bombus pascuorum, 2179 nucleotides. RefSeq names its product glycerol kinase-like. The coding region runs from base 350 to 2008 and encodes 552 amino acids. The transcript has 10 exons. The record is from RefSeq and is a predicted model, not a curated record. Gene Ontology annotation, cellular component: mitochondrion. NCBI's taxonomy places the organism in Eukaryota, Metazoa, Arthropoda, Insecta, Hymenoptera, Apidae. Gene Ontology annotation, biological process: triglyceride metabolic process; glycerol-3-phosphate biosynthetic process; glycerol metabolic process. Gene Ontology annotation, molecular function: glycerol kinase activity.